UGCAGGACCUACAAUCUGAACACACCAAGUGGAAAGAAGAAGACGAGAACAUCUCCUCAAUCUCCGUCGGACAUCUUUCACUGCAGUGCUCUGGCGAUAAACUGACUGUGUCGAAAACAACAAUGAAGAUGGCUAACGUGUGGUGGAUCAUUGCACUUCUGACCUUCUGCCUGUCUGCACCAAGUCUGGCUAAAGACAAAGAAAGCAAGAUGAAAGAUGUUGUACAAUUCAUUAAGAACAUCAUGAAUGAGUUUGACAUAACAGAGAUGCGCAGUGCAGCCAUAAGCGUUCCACAAGACGAGUCUGGCAACUUGAUGCUGGACAAGGUGACGGAACCCAACAAAAAAGAAGGAGAGGAUAUUAAAAAUGGUGUAAGGUUUGGAAACAACAGACUAGUGAUAGCUACAAAAAAAGAAAUGGAAAGUAACAAUGGAAAACCAUAUACUGAACAUUCAGAGUGGCGUGUUCUGAAAGAUUUAAAACUUGAAAGCAAUGAAGGUGAUUUGUUGGUCAUCUACUCUUACGCCUCUCCAUGUGGUGAAAAGUGUGCAGAACCAGAUCAUCGUUACAAUAUCAUUGACUUGAUUGAGAAAGUAAUUAAGGAAGGGCAUUGGAAGGAAACGGCACUUGUAUUUGAACAAGUAUUUUUACCAAAAGAAGAAGAAAAACAUGAACAAGAAAAAUUAAAAGCUGCCCUUGAAAAUCUUGGUGAGGCUAUUGGUCAUGAAAACAUAUUUCGAUGUUUCACAACUAGGUUUAAGGUUGAAAAGUGCAUCAGCUGUGCCGAUGGUAAAGAUGUUGACAAACGCUGUGUGUCUAACAAAGCAUAAAACUAUUCUUAAUCACAGCAAGGGUUGAGGAAAAUAAGAGAAAAAUCCUUUAAGACCAAAGCGACUCAGGUCAAAAUCUGAUCUGAAGAUAUUUCCCAAUGCAUCUAUUUUCAUUAUGUCGCUCUACUUGUUUAAUUUCUGCCUUGAGGUGCUGGAGAACUUGCUGAUUCAGUAAUAUCUCAGCCACUCACACUGCUGUUUCAUUUACUGUGUCAAAAGUUAUUGUGUAGUCUGAUUUAAUUAUGUUAUCUGCUCAUGGUGAUUCUUUUGUGUGCUGUAAUGGGGUUUUAAUGUAAAUGUAAUAAAAUCACUUAUCAACUUAAGUCAUUCAAUUGUUUCUUCACAUAUGGUCCAAGAUGGGACUUGUCUUUUUUUUUUUUCAUAUUUCAAUCCACCUGUAAUCAGAGACUAACUGAUCUACUUGUCCACAUUCUGAAUGACACGAUGAGAAAAA
Messenger RNA from Stegastes partitus (bicolor damselfish), 1284 nucleotides. RefSeq lists its product as uncharacterized. The transcript is spliced from 4 exons. Bases 123 to 830 code for a protein of 235 amino acids. The record is from RefSeq and is a predicted model, not a curated record. NCBI's taxonomy places the organism in Eukaryota, Metazoa, Chordata, Actinopteri, Pomacentridae.